AUGGGUGAUUAUAAUGUUGUAUUGAAUUUAGAAGAUAGACAAAAAGGCACUCCAUUCAAGGAUGUGGAAACUAGGGAUUUUCAAGAUUGCCUUGAUGAUUGUGGAUUAACAGAUCUACACUAUGUAGGAAGGUCUUAUACAUGGACUAAUAACCAUGUUUAUAGCAGGAUUGAUAGGGCCAUUGUCAAUUCUACAUGGAUAACACAGAUGACCUCAGAACGAGUGCUGAUUAUGGAGCCAAACUUUUUUGAUCAUUCUCCUUUAUGGAUCAGGUUCCAGCAGUUAUCACAAAAUAGAGAGAGAUCUUUUAAAUUCCUCAACUGCCUAGUGGAAAGCCCUCAGUUCAUGCCUCUCGUUGCAGGCCGUUGGAAACAUACUGACUCACAUGUGAACUUGAGAACAACAUGGAAUAAGCUAAAGGUUGUGAAGUAUCAUUUGAAGACUUUAAAUACUACACAGUUUAGAGGAGUGGAGGAAAAACUAAACACUAUCAGAAGUCAGCUGAAACAAGUUCAAGUCCAGAUGGGGAAUAGCAUACCAACACCACAACUUAUUGCAGAUGAAAAAGAGCUAAAAAUACAACUAGAGAAGUGGAGUAAAAUUGAGGAAAGUGUAUAUAGGCAAAAAUCAAGAAUACAGUGGUUGAGGUUGGGCGAUUCUAAUACUGCCUAUUUUUUUGCCAAUAUGAAGAAUAAACAGUCCUUGAACCACAUAAGGAACCUCGGUAAUGCUCAAGGUUGCAUCUUACAAACUGAUUCAGAAGUACAAAGUGAGAUACUUGGGGUUCUAUAA
This is a messenger RNA of Lycium barbarum (goji berry), 792 nucleotides long. RefSeq lists its product as uncharacterized. The transcript has a single exon. Lineage: Eukaryota; Viridiplantae; Streptophyta; Magnoliopsida; Solanales; Solanaceae. The coding region runs from base 1 to 792 and encodes 263 amino acids. The record is from RefSeq and is a predicted model, not a curated record.